UGAUUUGUGGAACCGUAUACACUCAAAAUAUUUGAAAAAUGCGUUACAUCGCUGCUUACCUGCUCCUUCAAAUCGGAGGGAAUGCUUCUCCUUCUGCCGCCGACGUUAAAAAGGUCCUCUCCGCUGUUGGCAUUGAGGCGGAUGGCGACCGCCUCUCCAGUCUGAUCUCUGAGCUUUCUGGCAAGAACAUCGACCAAUUGAUUGCUGAGGGCUCCUCCAAACUUGCCUCUGUUCCCUCUGGUGGAGGAGGCGCUGCUGCUGCCCCUGCCGCUGCUUCUGGUGGUGCCGCGCCAGCUGCCGCUGAGGAAAAGAAGGAAGAGAAGGAGGAAGAGAAAGAGGAAUCCGACGACGACAUGGGCUUCGGUCUCUUCGAUUAAAUUGCUGUAUCUUUAGCCUUUUAUUGCAAUUUGAUUGUAUUACAUUCUUUGUCGCCUGAACUGGUUGUUUCUGCGACUCUAC
Messenger RNA from Guyanagaster necrorhizus, 459 nucleotides. Its product is annotated as ribosomal protein 60S. Gene Ontology annotation, molecular function: structural constituent of ribosome. The transcript has 4 exons. The record is from RefSeq and is a predicted model, not a curated record. Gene Ontology annotation, biological process: translation; cytoplasmic translational elongation. Lineage: Eukaryota; Fungi; Basidiomycota; Agaricomycetes; Agaricales; Physalacriaceae. Bases 39 to 377 code for a protein of 112 amino acids. Gene Ontology annotation, cellular component: ribosome; cytosolic large ribosomal subunit.